CGGCGUUGGGGCGGGGCGUGGGCAACAGCGCGCGGGAGGCGCGGGGAAGGGUGGGGGCCCCGCCGUGGGCGCUGAUAGCGCGGGUGCGGCCCGUAUCUCCCGGCGGAGCUGAGCGGGAAGCCUGUGCGCCUGCACCGGCCCCUCUCUCACUUUAUCUCGCUCUUCUGGUGGGCGAGUCCGCCCCGGGCGGAGUCCUCACGGUCCCACCACCCCCUACAAGGGCUCUGCCUUAGUUUCCCGGAAAACGGGGAGGUGCCAGGACAGGAGCGCGGAGCCAGUGGGACUCUUCAGAGAGGGCACCAGGGGCAGCCUGUACGCUGGCCCUCCUCCCCCAGGCUCCCAAUGGGCCGGACUGUGAUCGUGUUGGGCGGAGGCAUCAGCGGCUUGGCCGCCAGUUACCACCUGAGCCGGGCUGCGUGUCCCCCCAAGGUGAUCCUGGUGGAAGGCAGCGAGCGCCUGGGAGGCUGGAUCCGCUCCGUACGAGGCCCCGGUGGUGCUGUCUUCGAACUUGGGCCUCGAGGAAUUCGGGCGGCAGGAGCGCUGGGAGCACGUACCCUGCUCCUGCAGGUUUCCGAGCUGGGCUUGGACUCGGAGGUGCUACCUGUCCGAGGGGACCAUCCAGCUGCCCGGAACAGGUUCCUGUAUGCAGGCGGCGCCCUGCAUGCCCUGCCUUCCGGCCUCAGGGGCCUGCUCCGCACUUCACCUCCGUUCUCCAAACCUCUGUUUUGGGCUGGUCUGAGGGAGUUGACCGCACCCCGUGGCAAAGACCCUGACGAGACUGUGCACAGUUUUGCUGAGCGCCGCCUUGGACCGGAGGUGGCGGCUCUGGCCAUGGACAGCCUGUGCCGUGGAGUGUUUGCUGGCAGCAGCCGUGAGCUCAGCGUGCGGUCCUGCUUUCCCAGUCUCUUCCAGGCUGAGCGAACCCAUGGCUCUGUGUUACUGGGACUGCUGUUGGGGGCAGGACAGAGUGCACAGCCUGAUUCGGGGCUCGUACGCCAGGCCCGUGCUGAGCACUGGAGUCAGUGGUCUCUUCGAGGAGGGCUGGAAACAUUGCCCCAGGCGCUCACCACCCACCUGACCAGUGGAGGGGUCACCGUGCUCAGAGGCCAGCCGGUCUGUGGGCUCAGCCUCCAGGCAGAAGGACGCUGGAAGGUGUCUCUAGGGGACAGCUGCCUGGAGGCUGACCAUGUUAUUAGUGCCGUUCCAGCUUCAGUGCUCAGCAAGCUGCUCCCUGCUGAGGCUACACCUCUGGCACGUGUCCUGGGCACCAUCGCUGCAGUGUCGGUGGCUGUGGUGAACCUGCAGUACCGAGGAGCCCGUCUGCCUGUCCAGGGAUUUGGACAUUUGGUGCCAUCCUCAGAAGACCCAGGCACUCUGGGAAUCGUAUAUGACUCGGUUGCUUUCCCCCAGCAGGAUGGGAGCCCCCCUGGCCUCCGAGUGACUGUGAUGCUGGGAGGCUCCUGGUUACAGACGCUGAAAGCCAGGGGCUGCGCCUCAUCUCAGGAGCUGCUCCAGCAGAAGGCCCAGGAAGCAGCUGCCACACAAUUAGGACUAAAAGAACCACCAAGUCACUGCUUGGUCCAUCUACACAAGAACUGCAUUCCCCAGUACACACUAGGCCACUGGAAAAAACUGGAGUCAGCUUCCCAUUUCCUGGCUGCUCACAGGCUGCCCCUGACUCUGGCUGGAGCCUCUUAUGAGGGGGUUGCUCUCAAUGACUGUAUAGAGAGUGGGCGCCGGGCUGCUGCCCGGGCCCUGGGCUCAGAACUUGACAGCUGAUCCCCACACCCACCCCCUCCUGCCCCUGCUGGCUGGGAGUCUCUCACCCAUGAAAAUAAAAAUUGCUGGAGCUUG
Artibeus jamaicensis (Jamaican fruit-eating bat) is the source of this 1854-nucleotide messenger RNA. It is a transcript of the gene PPOX, whose product is annotated as protoporphyrinogen oxidase. The coding region runs from base 343 to 1779 and encodes 478 amino acids. Lineage: Eukaryota; Metazoa; Chordata; Mammalia; Chiroptera; Phyllostomidae. Gene Ontology annotation, molecular function: protoporphyrinogen oxidase activity, oxygen as acceptor. Gene Ontology annotation, cellular component: mitochondrial inner membrane. The record is from RefSeq and is a predicted model, not a curated record. Gene Ontology annotation, biological process: heme biosynthetic process. The transcript has 12 exons.